AUGUUCCCGCUGCAAGGUGCCCAGAUGCUGCAGACCCUGGAGAAAUCCCUGAGGAAGAGCCUUCCUGAAUCCAUAAAGGUUUAUGGGACUGUAUUUCACAUGAACCAUGGAAACCCAUUCAACCUAAAGGCUUUAGUAGACAAAUGGCCUGAUUUCAAUACGGUGGUUAUCCGCCCUCAGGAACAGGAUAUGACAGAUGACCUUGAUCAAUACACCAAUACUUACCAAGUCUACUCCAAGGAUCCCCAGAACUGUCAAGAAUUCCUUGGUUCUCCAGAAGUGAUCAAUUGGAAGCAGCAUUUGCAGAUUCAGAGUUGCCAGUCGAGCCUGAAUAAGGCAGUACAAAAUCUUGCAGCGACGAAAUCUUUGAAAAUCGAACGCUCAGAGAACAUUCUCUUCAUCGCAGCUGAAACCAUCAGGAAACUAAUCCCUUCCCUGCUGGAUACAAAGACUUUAUCACCUGGUGAUGGCAAGCCCAAGGCCAUCAACCAAGAGAAGUUUAAAAUCUCAUCCCUGGGUAUUCCCCACGCUGCCUUGGUGAAUAAAUUCUGGCAUUUUGGUGGCAAUGAGAGAAGCCAGAAAUUCAUUGAGCGCUGUAUCCAGAACUUCCCGAGCUCCUGUUUGCUGGGGCCUGAGGGGAACCCAGUGUCCUGGACAUUAAUGGACUACACCGGAGAAACGCGAAUGGGAGGUACCCUGCCUGAGUACCGUACCCAGGGCCUCGUCUCCUAUGCUGUCUAUAUGCAGGCCCAGGAAAUGGCCAAACGUGGGUUUCCUGUUUAUUCUCACACAGUCAGGACCAACACAGCUAUGCAAAAAAUGAGCUACACUCUGCAACAUAUCCCCAUGUCUUGUGCCUGGAACCAGUGGCUCUGUUCGCCCAUGUGA
This is a messenger RNA of Marmota flaviventris (yellow-bellied marmot), 888 nucleotides long. Its product is annotated as glycine N-acyltransferase-like. NCBI's taxonomy places the organism in Eukaryota, Metazoa, Chordata, Mammalia, Rodentia, Sciuridae. Gene Ontology annotation, molecular function: glycine N-acyltransferase activity; glycine N-benzoyltransferase activity. Gene Ontology annotation, biological process: glycine metabolic process. Gene Ontology annotation, cellular component: mitochondrion. The record is from RefSeq and is a predicted model, not a curated record.